Messenger RNA from Pan troglodytes (chimpanzee), 1973 nucleotides. It is a transcript of the gene CIMAP3, whose product is annotated as ciliary microtubule associated protein 3. Gene Ontology annotation, biological process: regulation of cell projection organization. Bases 1216 to 1791 code for a protein of 191 amino acids. The record is from RefSeq and is a predicted model, not a curated record. Gene Ontology annotation, molecular function: cytoskeletal protein binding. NCBI's taxonomy places the organism in Eukaryota, Metazoa, Chordata, Mammalia, Primates, Hominidae. The transcript has 6 exons.
GGGACAUGGGACAAUUCACUGUAUGCCUGGGCAAUGCAGUGUAGGAUGUCUAGCCUCCCUAGCCUGUUGACCAGGAACAACACCCCAACAAUUUUUAACAAGCAAAAAUUCUUCCACAAAUUUCCAAAACACCCUCUGGGAGUCACUGUCACCUUUUUUGGAAAGUCUACCUUAGAUCUAUAAAAAUCAUCCCUGAAGGCUGUCCUAACGCGGAGUAUGUGUGGAUUCCAGGGUCAUCACCUGUAAAGGGUCAAAGUAUGGACCAGUCACACUGGGUGUUCUGUUAACCUCUAACACCUGGACAACUCCUAAAGCCAUCCUAAAAAUCGAGUGAAAACAAGCUAGUGUUAAUAUCCAUGACAAAGGCAAAAAAGACAAAACACACUCUGAUCUUUUUUUCUUCGGUUAUUAUUAUCUUCAGUGAUAAUAACCUGUCGUAUGUCACCCACCAAGUACCACGUUCUGAACUGUUUUAAUCCUGUCAUCUUGAUCCUCUCAACAAUCCUAUAUAGAGGAAUUUUUAUUCCCAAUUUAGAGAUGAGAAAACUGGGGCUUAGAAAUUUGACUGCCCCAACUUCUAAAAAAAAACUAUUAGAGUCUUCUCUGAUUCCGUGGCAUUCUACCCGGUCCACGCAAGGCCUCCAGUUCUUUUAAAACCUCGCGCCCCCUCCCCACGGCCCCCCGGGAUAGAAUGGGCAACCUGAUUGGAGGGGCUUCAGGAAAAGGAAAAAUGGUCUAAGGGCCUAAUAUGGAACUAGCUGUCAGCUCAACUCCGCCCCCUACUCCUCUGCUGGGGCGUUGCCCAGGGAGUCCACCCCCGUACGCCGCAGCGGCUGUCUUUCUACUUUCACUUUACUUGCUGGUGGCCCAGGCUUCGGGAUAUUCUGAACCUCACUGUCCUUCCCUCUACAACAGCGCAUUCCUCUUGGCCCAGCUUCCAAAGCUAUUUGCCGCCCCGUCAACCCUGCAGCCCCUACAGCCGCGAAUCCAGGAAACCCUCUACCCGCAGCCCAGCUACUGAGUUUACAAUCCCCUGGGCUUUGGGCUCCAAGGUGCGGGUUCCUGCCCCAGUAGUGGCUCGGUGGACGCCCCAACUUGCCGCGCAGGCGCGCUCGGGCCCUCUCCCCCUCCCCGCGCUCCGCAGCUGGGAAUCACGGGACUAGCCUUCGUUUCCUUGGCAACGCAGUACACAAGUGCUAGCCCUAGCAGCUCGCGAUGUGCUUCAGCAGAGCAGACGCUGCGGAUAACUACCCUUUUGGAACAUGUCAACAGAGGAAACUUUUUCCUCACUUCCAUCCCCCAAAUUUGAUUGGGAACAAGUUUGUCCCUCUUAGGGGAUCACCCCACAGAGGGCCUGGGUGUUAUUUUUCAGAUGGAUAUGGCUUGGCAUACGACUUAUCUAAGAUCCCAACCAGUAUAAAAGGAUAUACUUUGGGAGCCAGAACAGCUGUGAGGUUUAAGCCAAUACAGAAGGAAAUGACACCUCAUGCAGGCAAGUACCAGAACAUAAGUCCUCAGCAGGAAAAACACAAACAAAAUUUUGCUCCAUUUAAUGUCUUGGUGCCUCGAUUUAAGAACUACCCAAAGGACACUUACUAUCCCAGCCCUGGUGCAUACAACCCAGAGAAGAAGCCACCACCAAAAAUUGCCUGGCCAAUGAAAUUUGGAUCUCCAGACUGGGCUCAGGUUCCAUGUCUACAGAAAAGAACCCUAAAAGCUGAGCUGUCCACAGACAAAGACUUUAGAAAGCAUCGGAACCGUGUGGCCUACCUAAGCCUGUAUUAUAAUUGAGCAGCUGUGACUACCUUCACGUGCUCCUCUUAUACACAGACUCUCCAGGACUGAGGACAGAGCUGCUCUUCUUCUUCUACAUUACUGUGGCCCUCUUGUCUGGCAGCCUGGAGCCCAGGGAGGGACAGGGGCUUAUAGCUGCUGUAUGAGAACAUAAAGACUAGUGCACAGUGCUAUCUCCA